AUGGAGACUACUACCUUUUCCAACGAAUCGCUCAUCAACGCGGCUACGGACCGCCAAGAAGUCGGCCAAACCCCUUGGUACUAUGUGCUCGGGACAUGCGUACCACUUGCCAUUCUCGUGCUGUUCUGGAUGAGAGACCAUGGCACCAAGCUCCCGUAUCUCAAUCCCAAAGGACGGUUCGAGUGGUCCUCGGACAGGGUUGUUCGGGAGUUCGUAUUCAAUUCCUACCGAAUGCUGUAUUCAUCUGCAAAGGACUUCCUCGGCAAGCCUUUCCGUGUGCUGUGUGAUGUUGGAGAUGUCAUUAUCCUGCCACCUGAUGUUGGCCAGGAGAUUCGGAACGACAAGCGCUUUAGCUUCGUUCAAGGCCUAUUCGAGGUGCGUCUUCGAAGGGGGGAUAACAGGGGAUUCGAUUGCUCGACGAGAAAACGUUUACUAACAUACAUGACUAAGGACUUCCAAGGACAAUAUGCGGGCUUCGAGGCUUACAAGGAAGCCUGCCAUCCUUCCGAACGUAUUCAGAAUGUGGUCAAACUAAGGCUAACCAAGACCCUUGGUAGGAUUUCGGGCAUUCUUUCGCAGGAAGUUGAAGAAAGCCUACAGGACACGCUAGGUGAUUCGACUGAAUGGCAUGACACGGUGGCCAAACAUGAAAUCCUCAAGAUUGUGUCCCGGAUGUCAUCCCGGAUCUUUGUAGGGAAACGGCUAGGACGCAACGAGAAAUGGCUGAGCACCAUCGUAGGCUAUGUCGAGCUCAGCGUCCACGCGAUGCAGAACCUCCGCUUCUGGCCUAAGUUCCUUCGAGGCAUCGUGGUGUACUUCCUCCCCGGACCCACAAAGCUGCGCGCGUACAUCAGAGACGCCGAGACUCAAGUCUUUGCGGAGAUCAAGCACCGUCAACAGGAAGGGGACUCUGUCGAGGAGUACAACGAUGCCAUCGAGUGGUUCAAGGAGAUGGCCAAGGGGCAGAAGUUCAACCCAGCUGUCGCACAGUUGAUUCUGGCUGGCGUGGCGAUCCACACCACGGCGGACCUAGUUACCCAGACUCUCUACGACAUUCUUCAGCACCCUGAGCUUAUUCAACCUCUUCGAGAAGAAGCAAUUCAAGUCAUUGGCGAAGGAGGAUGGAAGAAGACGUCGCUGUACAACAUGAAGCUCAUGGACAGUGUUCUCAAGGAGAGUCAGCGACUGAAGCCGAAUCAGAUUGUGGGAAUGGCCCGUCGCGCCACAGCAGACGUCCAGCUCUCCGAUGGAACGGUUAUCAGCCGCGGCAGCGCGACUGUUGUCUCAGCCGAACGCAUGUGGGAUGACAAAAUCUACGAGAACCCGCACGUCUUCGACGGCUAUCGAUUCUACCGUGAGCGCGGCGGCCCCAACGACGCAGUCAGCCAGUUUGUCAGCACCAGCGUGAACCACAUGGGUUUCGGUCACGGCAUGCACUCCUGCCCGGGCCGCUUCUUCGCGGGAAAUGAGGCCAAGGUUCUGCUUGCUCAUAUGCUUCUGAAGUACGACAUCAAAUUCGUCGAGGGACAGAAGCCGAAGUUUGCAGAGUUUGGGUUCACGCGCGAAUCGGACUCGGAUGUCAAGAUCUCGGUUCGUCGACGCAAGGAGGAAAUUGAUCUCUCCGUUCGGGUUGAGGAGGAAUAG
Molecule: messenger RNA, 1644 nt
Organism: Colletotrichum paranaense
Lineage: Eukaryota; Fungi; Ascomycota; Sordariomycetes; Glomerellales; Glomerellaceae
Product: p450 monooxygenase
Exons: 4
Coding region: 1-1644 (547 amino acids)
Molecular function (GO): oxidoreductase activity, acting on paired donors, with incorporation or reduction of molecular oxygen; monooxygenase activity; heme binding
Source: RefSeq, a predicted model, not a curated record